Molecule: messenger RNA, 1308 nt
Organism: Aspergillus sclerotioniger CBS 115572
Lineage: Eukaryota; Fungi; Ascomycota; Eurotiomycetes; Eurotiales; Aspergillaceae
Product: mitochondrial import receptor subunit
Exons: 3
Coding region: 1-1308 (435 amino acids)
Biological process (GO): mitochondrion organization
Cellular component (GO): SAM complex
Source: RefSeq, a predicted model, not a curated record
AUGGUUCUGGAACUUCAUGUUUGGGGUCCGGCCUUUUCGUUGCCGUCCAUUGAUGCGCAAUGUCUCGCGACCAUCGCCUAUCUCUCCCUGACAGUGCCCAAGGACCAAUGGGUUCUCGUCGCAAGCAGUGAUCCUUCCGUGUCGCCGACUUGCGAAUUACCGGCCCUCAAAGAUGACAAAACCUGGGUGAGCCGUUUCCGCAACAUCGUCGAUUACCUCCGUCAAUACUCGAACGGCGACUGGGACCUGGACCAGAGCCUCACUGGGCUCGAAAAAGCAGACAACAUCGCCUUCUCCGCGUUCCUCGAAUCCCGCGCCCAAUCCCUUCUUGACCUCUCCCUCUACGUCACCAGCCAGAACUACUACAACUGCACCUCUCCCUCCUACGGCGCCAUUCUCCAAUGGCCCAACCAAUGGAUCCUGCCUCCGCAAAUUCACACCGCCGCGAAAGCCCGCACCGAGCAUCUCGGCCUCUCCUCCCUGGAUCUGGAAGCCAUCGAAGAGCAACGGAAGCGUGAUCACUCGGCCGCUGUCGCAGCGGGCCAGGUCCCCAAGAACCUUAUUCCCCGGCCACGCGACUCCGUCUCAUCUCUGCUGGGCAAGAAUUCGCAACAGAACCAGUUCAAGCUGGAGGCGUUGAUGGCGGAGCUGUUCGAGCCGCUCGAGGAGAUCCUCGGCGGGAAGCAGUACUUCCUACACACGAGCGAGGCCGGCCUGACGAGUCUGGAUUGUCUGGCGCUGGGAUAUCUCAGUCUGGCACUUGUGCCGGAGGUGCCCAACUCGUGGCUUCGGGAUGCGAUGCGGAGUAAGGCGCCUCAGGUAACAGAGUACACGGAGCGACAGAGGAAGGAGAUAUUCGGCGUUGUAGAGAUCGACCAUGCUCUUCUUCCAGACGGUGCUAAGGACUCAUCAUCGAUCCUCCCAUGGCAGAUGCCACAACGGGCUCGACUGGCUACCCUCGGCAGCACGCUGCUGAACACUAUUGCAGAUUCGACCCCUAUUUGGAAGGACAUCCGUUCGCAUACUCGAAUGAAGGAGGUAAUCGAAGAAAGCGAGUCAUUAUCCGACGCCGAGAAACAGCAUCUGUCGGAUUUCAUCAGGUCACGGAAGCUAGAUGUUUGGCUGUCAGUUGGGUCUGUGGUGGGAGGCAUUGCUGCUUUUAUUGGGUACAUGGCGCUUACCCCGUCGAAAAGGAGACAGCACAAUACCUUUGCGCAUGAGGAUGAGGAUGAGAACGCGGUGGAAUAUGAUGAUGAGAUUCCUGCUCAACCCUUGCAGGCUCUGGAUUUCCUUGCGGGGUUGGAGUAG